AUGGAGAAAGAACCACCCCACAGGCAAGCGAAGCACCUCCCAGUUGCUACACAUAAACACGUUAAGGCAAAACGAAUCAUAGAAAAGGAAAAGAAGGGAACACAUCCCAAAUGGGUAACUAUUAAAAACAACUUCGGAGUCCUAUCCAGGUUAGACUCCCUUACACAUACCAAUAAUGCAAAUAUGAAGGCAGAUCAAGUAGACAAACAUUUCUUUAUUAAACCUAGGACAUUUUUCUGCAAUAUGCAUGGCCUGAAGUGUGCAUGUUUGGACAAAUGGAAUGGUAAUUUAGUUCAAAUGGAACUGUCAACGAAGAGCGGCUCCAGAAAAACCGAAGAGAACCAAAGCGACAUCACCAGUGGUGACCAAACUGAUAGGGGUGCUACAAAUAGGGGUGCCUGUAACAACUUCGCUUCCAAUGGAGGCAAUUUUAGAAGCCCUCUUUGUGAAAAAUCAAAAGAGGUGGGAAAAAAUCCGGUGAAAAGACACUCCUCCAGAGUGAAUGUCUUACAAAAGGACGGCUUCACAAAAAAGUACAUCCCCACCGGGGGAACCGCGGCAGAUAACGGCGUCACGAACGCGGAAAACACAGAGAAAAACCCCUUGUCCAUUUUUAAAACCGAAUCGGAUAAAAUUUUAGAACAUAUUAAAAAAUGGAAAAUGAAGAGAUCAACUCUUUCGAGAAGGCUUCACAUGCCUGACCAUGUGGUCAGUAGGGAGAUCCCUGCUCCAAGCGCGAAGGAAGUCACCCCCAAUUAUGCGAACUUCCUUAGGGACAAAAAAAGAGAAAGAAAAAAAACAGAUACGUGUGGAACUCUGUCAAAAAAAUUGGAAAGCUUCACCUUUGGUGAACGGGUCCAUUGCAACUAUGCAAAUGGUGAAAAAAAUGACACUCCAAAAAAUGAGGCACACAUUCAAGGCAAGGAAACUGAACGCGGAACAUCACAUGCAAUGGAAACCUUCUAUAAUAAUAACAAGGUAAAAAAGAGCUACUUAAAAAACGAAGGAAUUUGUUUCAGUCAAAAAGGAGGUUAUAAUCUCAACCAUGUUGAUGAGUUCCACAUUGUAAGUGGACUCACCAUGGAGCGAAAAUUUAAUCUCCCUGGAGGAAACUGCCCCAGGCAUAAAACUCCUUCUGAUCGCAGCAGUUGCAGCGUUGCUGACAGAUCCAUCCCUGCAAAUAUACCUAGUUCUGAAGGGUUAUACCAGAACGAGCAAAUUAACCAACGCAAGAAAAGAAAAAUUGACACCCAAACUAACACAAAUGCAUUAAUUAACAGAACGAACAACUGCAAAGAACUAUUGCGUCGUCUUCCUGCUUUACGUCUAAGGGACGGCUCAGAAAAUGAUGCCACUCAUUCGAGCCAAAUCAUUAGCAAUCCAGUGAACUGUUCCUACCUAUCCAAACGGCACAGCCAAGACAUAGCUUUUAAAAGUGAUUUAAAAUGGAAAAAUUAUAUUCUAACUAAGAAAAGUGCAGACAUAAAAGGCUCCACUGAGUCAGCAAAACAUAGCUAUGACAUUUAUGAAGGGGAGGGGCGAAAAGCGGACACUGAAGAGUUCGCAACUUCACCUGACAAUCUAAACAAUGCCAAAAAUGUUAUCAGAAUGGGCACUUCAGAAGAUGUUCCUCGUAGCGCUGCCAAAACGUUAGACUCAGAAGAACGCGGCAUUGCAAAGAAGAUCAUACAGAAUGAACAUAGAGAAUCACAAAAUGUAAAAAGUGGAGAUAAAAAAGCUCUAACCGAUCGGAAGGUGAAAUUCCAACUGGGAAAAAGGAACCCUCACUCACCCGACGAAGCUGCUAAGGCGACCCGAAGAAGCAAUAAAACAGGAUAUAAUGACAACUCUGCUAUUACUACAGAAGAAAAGAGGGGGAAAUAUAUAUCCAGGAAAUCCACAACUCAUAUGACCCACUUAGGGAAGACACCUGAAUCCAAUUUCGGAAAAAGACCCAAUCAUAAUACCACUCUAAGAAAUGAGAAACGUACCUUCGCUGAGGCCAACCCAACGAAAAGGGGAAUUCCCAACGGGUCAAACAACUUGCCGAAGACGAACAUGCUAACCCAUUCAAAUAGGACAAAGGAAUCAGGAGGGCUAAGACGAAUUAGUCAAAUGGCUAGCACAUGCAAAAAGACAGGUUUUAACAAUCACCAUAUCCAACCAAAAACGCGGGAAAGAAAAAACCAAAGUCAGAUGAACAAAGUGAAACCUAGAAUAAAUGACACAGCAGUCCAACCCUUUUGGGAUGAAAAGCAAAAAUUAGACGAAAGGAAACACGCACGCCAGCCACCAAGUAAGGCAAUUCAAAUGGACACCAAUAAAAACACAAAGGGGACUUUUAGCUACAAAUUUGAAAUAGCAUCAAUUUAUAGCCAACUUCGCACAAAUUUCAACUUGCAUGAAGGAAUGACAGAUGGGGACAGCUAUGCCUGUGAGCAGUCAAAAAAAAUUUCCCAUGAGAAACCUUCACCAUGUAGUAGCGGGAAGACAGAAUAUGCAAGCUCCGUUUCAUCACCUGGUCAAAAUUCUAGUGAUUUGAACAUCAUGGAAGAAGAAAAAAAGGAGACACACUCGCCCAAACGUCCAAAUUAUAAGAGCCAGGAAAGUCUGCUAUACGAACUGAUACACACAAAUGACAACAAAAGUAGAAUUAAACAAUUCAUUGAGCAAUCUGAGGAUCGACAAAACGCAUGCACAAAUUUGUGUAGCGAAGAUGCCCCUCAUAGGAAUGGAACAACUCAAGCGAACACUAACGCUGUCAAUGUGAACACAGCUUGGAUGAAUGCCCCUCGGGCGAAGAUUCACAAUCGAGCAGCAUCAGAUGACCAGCAAAACAAAUCUGAGAGAAGCACUUCAAAUGGUCAAAAAAGACACCCAAGAAAAAGCGACGAAACUUUGCUAUACGAAUUAAUCAACGCGAAUGAUAACAAACUGAAAAUUCUAAAUUUCCUGAACCGGUCCAGCAGACGAGAAAGCAGUCCCAGCCAAAGAAGCGGCUCGGAAGGGAAUUGCCCCAAACAGAAUGAGCACAAAAACGAUCGCCUAGGGGAAAAAUCCGUUAAAAUUAUGCCACACGUAUUGGAGGCGCCACCUUCAUUGUCCUCCCAUUCAGGCAGUACAAAGCCACCUGCGACGAAAUCUAUACUGCUAAAAUGGAAAUCCACUCGAGCAUGUAAAACCGUGGCAAACAAAGACGCCCCAAAGUACAAAAUUCCGAGCAAGUCCCACAAUAAAUAUGCAACCCAGAACAAAAUCAAGGCACUGACGACUAAAAUGCAAAGCUCGAAAGAAAUGAAGCAAAGGGCAAGCAUCAAAACAAGUGACAAAAUUAGAAAUGGACACAAAUUGAUGGCAAUUAAGAGAGGGGAGACAAAACUGUCUGAUAUGCAAAGCCGUGAUGCACCACGUCAGGUAAGCAGUAGGAACCUUCUCAGUAGGGGCACCGCCAAAGGAAAGGAUACCCAGAGGACGCAAAUUAUAACACCAAAAAGAGCAGAUAGGGACUAUUUAGCUUUCGCAAAAUUGAAAACUGGGACCACCAAACAUGACAUUCAGAGACAUCACAAAGGUAUAACUAUCAAACCAGUCCAUGUUAAAGACAAAAAUGAAAGCAGGAAAAAUAUUCAUUCUAGCACUUUCACAAUUAAGAAGCAAGUAGACAACGGACCAACCAAUCGAAGACAUGGAGAAGCCAUGUCCAAAGUACCUAGCCCUUCGCACGUGCAGAAGGGCCAAUCCAAAAUGGCGAACCACCAUAGAGGAGCUACCAACCAGGUAAAAAUAAAAAAAUGUCCCAUCACCCAACAAGCUAUCCCUAGUCCAACUGAGCAAAAAACGAAAGGGGAAGUUCCAGAAGAACAAAGAAACAGCAAACAAGUCGUAGAAAAAACACUUCAAAGCGAGGAAAGACAGAGUGUCCAAGACGGAACCUUAAAAGAGAACCAUACUAAGCAUAAAGUUUGCAUCACCACAGAUAGAGGCGAAAGAAAAAGAAAGUUACCCUCGGAUGCAGAAACAAACACAAGGGUUAAAGCAAGGAAGGUGAAAACCGUAAUGAUUCCCAAGAAAAUCAGCAUACAAAAGAUGGCCACAAAUUGGGGGGACAAAUUUGAGCAGAAUAGCCAAAGUGCCACUAAUGAAAAAGGGCAAAGAGUUAACUCUCCUUCUGACGUAAAAGUAGCGGCGACCAAAAAAACGACCCCCUCAGUGGUGAACCCACUUAAAAAGGUGAAUACAAAAUGUAUACAUCAUAUAUUACAAGAAAAGAAAAAGAGGAUACACUUCACCAAUCGAAAGGAAGAGGCCACAUUUUGUGCGUUUAACACAGACGUUCAACAAAAUUCCAGCAAUCAAGACGUCCAAAUGAGCUUCUCUCUUUACGUAAGCACACCCGGUGUGAACCCUUCAGUGGGACAACACCUCUUUAGCGCCUUCUCGAACAAAAGGUACAACCUGCUAGCUACUCUUCACCUGAACCGAGUCCUCCCCUUUGAUGAAUUAAAAAAGAAAAAACUGGAAAAAAAACAGAACAGGAUCUCACAUGAAGGGGGACACACCUAUCUCUCAUCUGCAGCAGAAGCACUCACAAAAAUGAGAACAAUGCUUACCAUUCAUUUCUACCAGAUGGAAUGGAUCAACUGUGUAAAAAAAUGGACCACUAUGACGGUCCAACAUUUAGAAAUCUGUCACUGGAGUGGUAAGAAGUCUAACCUGAUGGUAAUGCAUGGGCAAACAAUAUUCCUUAACAAGGUCGAGGAGGUCGGAGGAAUCAACCAAGUGAAACCACACCUAGCAAACGUAGACACUACUACAGACGAAAAAUGCAAAGAACCCUCAAAAUGGCUUCAAGCAGAAGUGCACUCGAAUCACUACGCUGCAGGGGGAAUAAAAGACGGAGACUUUAACAUUGGGAGCAGGAAAUGGGAAAAUAAAAGUCCCCACACUACUAUAUUCAAGACAGAUCCACGUGUAAAAUGUAUCAUAAAAAGAAUUAUCAUGUCAAGAAAAGAGGAGGAGGGAGAGAAAACAAAUCAGCCAAUCAUAUGGUCGCACUACCUAGCCGCAGAAGGAUCAAGAGAACUGACUUGCACACAAAGGAACAUACCAAACACAUCCAUCACUGCAGGUUCAGGAGAACCCGUCGGAGGUAGACACAUACGCACAUGGGAACAUGCCAUAGAAGGGAAAAACAUUACAUUCGAAGAAUCAAAAAGGAAGAUAAUAGCUCCAUCAAAAUUGAGUGUAAUGGAUUAUCGAAUUACAGCAUUGGAUAUGGGCAAUAAGGUUGCUUCAGAUAAUGUUCAAGCAAAGAAGAUGUGCACUAAUGUAGCCGAAGGAGGAAAUAAAUAUGUUCUGGCGAAAAAAGAAAAUUAUCAGCUGGGGGGUGUUAUUCCCGUGGUACAGAAAGACACCGACGUGAAAAUCACAACGCAGGGCGGAUUGACAAGUGUCGAUGAUAACAAAGGCAGAAUGACAUCAGCUUGUCUCACAAACAGGAACUUAGAAAAUCCGAAAAAAGAUCUAGUUACCAUCAAAAGGAUUACACGUGAAGGAUUCUCUGAAGGCAAAGGAACGCUAAUGAUUGAAGACCUAAAGAAGGGCUCUCAACAAAUGGAAAAUGGGACCCUGGUUCAACUACCACACACAAAGGAUAACAUAAUCAGGAACCAAACGACAAAACCACCAAACGGAGACAUCGAAAAAGAGAUAUUCAUAAUCAAACAACUAAUAAAGGAAAUUCUCACAGAAAUGAAAAACGGACUUGUAAAACAAGCAGAACCGAAGAAAUCAAAAAAUCCCAAGAGGGAAAAAUCGCGCCUUAAAGAAGAUAACAGGAAUGCUGGCAUAAAAAAUUUCAAUAAAAGGGGUUCAAAACGGAAAAAGGGAAAAGACUCCUCCAUUGAAAAGGUAAAAGAGAGAGACAUAAAUGUAACUACCUUACUUACCAAAAUGAAACGUUCCAGUUUGAAAAUGGAAAGUGUAAUCAAUGCGCUGGAAAACGAUUCUAUAAUGGGGAUAUCAAUCGAGGAAAGCGUGGAAGCCUCUACUCGCGAAGUUACAGAUGUGUCCGAUGUAAGCGGUGACAGUGAAGUCCUGGUGGCAGCUGAGUUAAGUGGCGCUGAUGACGCCAUGAUGCUGCAACGUGUACCUUGCCGAAACGAUAUUAUUGUGGGGCAGACUAUUAAUAACACAGGCGUCCCUACGAUGGUGGAGGAUGUAUGCAGCCAAGACAAUGUUAUGCUAAUGGAAAGUGCAAGUGGGCACAUUGACGUGGUGGGGAUAGGAGACGCAAGUAGGAAAAAUUACCCCCUAAUGAUGGAAAACGUAGUCAGCGAAGAUGCCCCCAUAAUGAUGGAGGACAUAGGCAUCGAAAAUGCCCUCAUGAUAGUGGAGGACGCCAGUAGAGAAAUUCUCCCCAAGAUAGUAAAUACACCUAGUCAAACUUCCCCCCCUCCUGUGCACCAUCAACAGCGAGAAAUCCAAGUGUCAGACUCCGUCAAUGACCUUGUCAGCGAAUUGGAAGACUAUGAACCAAGCAGCGAAAACAAAAAGGAUGAUGUACCUUGUAGGGACGCAAAAAAGGAAGAAAUACGACAAGAAAUUAAAAAGUUAAUUGAAAUGGUAAAAGAACUGAAACGAGAAUAUACGAAAGAAAUGCAAAAAGAUUGUUCCCAAAAUGUCAUGGAGAGGGAAAAAUUGAUGAUAACAUAUUUGGAUGAAACGAAGGGGAGGGCACAAAUAAUAGACGUCCCCUUUCCUGAGGAUGGGGCUAUUUUAGAGGACUCACCAACGGCCAUUUUAACACUUCAAAUGAAGGGGGAAAAAACAGAAGAAGAAUGUCAAAAUAAGAUGAUAAAAGAUCACGAAGGGGAACAGUCUUACCAAUCGGAUAUUAACAAAAUAGCAACCACACUGCCCGAACAAAUUAACCUAAAACGAAAGUUAGAAAGUUGCGACGAUUUGGACAAUGCCAAGGGGGAUAAUGCCACGACACACUCUUCAAGGCCAACAUUUACCAAAAAAAAAAACAGAUUCAACGAAAGGGUUAAACUAAGACUAAUGAUGCGCCAGAGCCUUAAAAUGGGAAAUUCGAACGAGGCAAAAAUGAGGGAAAGGAAAGAAAAACAGAAACUGAAGAGAAUUAUAAAAGAUAUUUUAAACGCGGAAACGAUUAGGAGAUUUCUUAACGAUCAAACCGCUGAAAAUGAUCUAGAGGAGGAAUCAAGAAAAAGGACCUCGCCUUAUUUGAGAACAGAAGCAGAGUAUGUGAACGCCCGUGGUGAAGCGGACGCUAGUGCUAAGUCAGCUGCACAUGAAAAAGCCAUCACACGUGCAGAGGCCGCUACACGUGCGAAAAAGGCUACGUAUGCCCACUGGCCCACAAAAAGUGUAAAUCCCUUAGGUGCUAAACCACCCUCGCCAAGUGGUCAAAUAUCCCAACUCGGCGAAGACAUUUGUGACAAAAUCGACCCCCUCACCCUAAACGAUGUCUGCGGCGAGAGGCCCGCCCAAGGGAAAGAAACCACAAAGGGAGAAAAACAAAAUGAGAAUUCCAGCGAAAAAUCAGAAAGGAACGAAAAAAUAAAGAAACUUAUGAGCAGAAAAAGGGUGACAUUAAACGAAAAUUUAGCAAGGAAGAGAGCAUUUUCGAAUGCACAGAAAAAGGCGAACACGGAAAACAUUACCGAUGAUUUCUUCUGUUAA
Molecule: messenger RNA, 7707 nt
Organism: Plasmodium inui San Antonio 1
Lineage: Eukaryota; Apicomplexa; Aconoidasida; Haemosporida; Plasmodiidae
Exons: 1
Coding region: 1-7707 (2568 amino acids)
Source: RefSeq, a predicted model, not a curated record